AUGCGCUCUCCGCGCCGCAACGACGCCGAGACUGCACAACUCCAGCGUGCCACACACUUGGUGAUUUUUCAGCACGGACUUCUAGGCAGCAAACACGACUUCUCUCGCUUUGUGGAGAUCUUCCGGACGCAAUUCCAGAACGAUGAGCUGUUUUUGCACUCGGGCGAAAGCAAUGCCACCAGCUUCUUCCAGACGUACGAUGGUGUGGACCAGGGUGCCCAUCGCCUUGCCGAUGAGAUCCAGCAGCUGGCGGACAAGAUGUCCAAACUGCAGAAGCUUUCGAUGAUCGGCCACUCGCUGGGAGGGCUCUACAACCGCUACUGCAUCGGGCUGCUGCUCAGUCGCGGUUUCUUCGACAAGGUCGAGCCGAUGAAUUUCGUGACGUUGGCGACACCGCACCUCGGCAUCCGUCGUCCUCGUCGUGGCGCGACCAACGUUGUGUUCAAUGCGUUAAUGCCCAAGAUCUUUAGCAGAACAGGAGCACAGCUGACUCUGAGUGAUGAGGCGAGUGAGGAGACGUUGGAACUGAGCAAAUCUUCCACUGCAAACCUAGACAAGGACUUUCAUCCAGCUUGCUCUGCGAUGAAGGGAUCCUUGCUGAUCAGUCUUACGGUAUCGGAGAAGCGGCAAAACGACGGCCAGGAAGCAUUUGAGCUAUACGGUUGCACCCUCAGCGAUCGAAGGCUCCGUGUAUUCGAGGACAGAGACGAUGAAGCCCAGUCCAAGUUGAAGUUCGAGAUUGAUCUAUCCUGCUCCGACGUCAAGGUCCUGCUGCCUAGUGGGAAAAGCAUCGGCGACGACGCGAACUACUUCUCCAGUUUUAUUGGAUGGGGGCAGAAUGAUGACGAAGAGAGACCCGACGUCUUCGGCAACUUCGAUAUCCAGAUUCAGUGGUCCGCUGAGGCUUCAGAUUCUGGCACUACCAGCACGAAUGGUUGUGUGCUUCGUAUCCCAGAGGAAGAUAUUCAUCGCGACUGGAGAUGGCUCGUGGCGCUCAGUAACGCUAGCUUCGGUGUGCGCUGUGUGACUUCGAUAGCAAGCAUUAAGCAAGCAAAACCCCAAGAGACUGUCGCUCCACCCCUGCUCAGCUGCUUGACGCGAGGCCAGUUCAUGCAGGCGUUGCAGAUGUUCAAAGCACGCACUUUGUAUUCGAGCAUCUUUUUCGACAUGCAAGUUCCGUACACCUGUGCAGCAGUUCGUGCGUUUAAUCCGUAUCGCUCGCGCGCGAAGGAGCUUUUGAUGUCUCCUAUCUACACCCACAUUGUGCUCGACUCUCUGCAAAGCGCACGCAAGUUACGAGACACUAUUCCUCUCCAGGUCAAGCGUCUCGCCAUGAAGUAUAUGACGCCCAAGCACGCUGCCCUGUCCGAGGCUUUGAACGAGGACGAGCAGCUACGCAGUGGCCAAAAUGGCGAAGGCAGUGACAUCAGUAGCUCCAGUGCCCACAUGACCAGCAUCGGAAGCACUCGCCGUCAUGCUUCAGACCCUGGACGGAAGUCUUUGAAGGACAACGGUCGACACAGACAUCUCUUCCACAGUCGCCAUCGUGGGAGAACCGAGGGCAGUCUCUCUUCCCACCAUUCAGGCGUGUCACGUCCAGACCCUUUCGUCGAAGGCGACGUUAUCUUGGACCAACUCCCAUGA
Phytophthora infestans T30-4 is the source of this 1644-nucleotide messenger RNA. RefSeq lists its product as uncharacterized. Lineage: Eukaryota; Oomycota; Peronosporomycetes; Peronosporales; Peronosporaceae. The record is from RefSeq and is a predicted model, not a curated record. The transcript is spliced from 4 exons. Bases 1 to 1644 code for a protein of 547 amino acids.